Rhizophagus irregularis DAOM 181602=DAOM 197198 is the source of this 646-nucleotide messenger RNA. RefSeq lists its product as uncharacterized. Gene Ontology annotation, molecular function: monoatomic ion channel activity. Lineage: Eukaryota; Fungi; Glomeromycota; Glomeromycetes; Glomerales; Glomeraceae. Gene Ontology annotation, cellular component: plasma membrane. Gene Ontology annotation, biological process: calcium ion import across plasma membrane. The record is from RefSeq and is a predicted model, not a curated record.
CAUAUUUAUGCUCAUCUUAAUAAUAGGAUUUGGAAAUUCAAUGUUUAUUCUUUUUCAAGAACCAUCACCACUUUAUUAUUUAAAAGCCUCAAAUUACACAUUAUAUAACGGAACUGUAAAUCUAACUUUAACAGGACCAAGUCAAGAUAAUCCUAUUAGCACAAUAUGGGAAUCUAUACUUUCCAUGUACUAUUUGAGUACAGGAAAUUUGAAUAAUUAUGAUUAUUGGCCAUUAAAAUUACUAACAUUUAUUGCCAAUGUUAUUUUAGUUCUUGUUAUAUUAAACAUGCUUAUUGCGUUGAUGAAUGACACAUUUAAUAAAGCUAAGGAAGAUGGUAAUCUCGGAUUAUUGAUAUAUAGAGCAGAACUUGUUAAUGAUUUUGAGAAACUUGAUACGUUUUCAUUUUAUAAUUCAUCAUAUAUUUGUUAUCUUCGAGAUCCUGAAUUGAUGAAAAAAUGGAUGAAAAAAUCUCAAGAACUUAGUAAAACAAAGUUAUAUUCAUGGUUUAAUGAAAGUAUUAAUAAAGAAAAUAUAACUUAUGAUGAUGAUGGAAUUGACAUUACAUCUUGGUAUGAACUUAUCUCAGGUAAUGAAGAUUAUCAAGACUCUUCUCCUACACCUGAUCAUAUGACACUCUGGUUCUAG